This is a messenger RNA of Phoenix dactylifera (date palm), 855 nucleotides long. NCBI's taxonomy places the organism in Eukaryota, Viridiplantae, Streptophyta, Magnoliopsida, Arecales, Arecaceae. The record is from RefSeq and is a predicted model, not a curated record.
CUCGUGGCGUCGCAUCUUUCUGCCCGCUCCCCUCUUCUUCUCAAAGGUUCCUCGUUUGGAUCCCUUAUCUUCGCUUCUUCUCCGAUUUGCCGAUCUUGUUUUCCUUGAAAUUUCUAUGUGAAUAGCGUUAUAUAACUUUUUUUUUGCUGUUGUUUUCCCCGGAGAUUCGAGAAAGUUGCCGUCUUUCUCGCGCCCCUGCGCCUGCUGAAAUCCAUGUUCAUUUGCGCUCCAUGGAUCCCUCUCUGACUCAGCCCGCUCCAGAGGUAGAAGAAGACGAGUGGGAUACUGAUGGGUUUGUGAUCCCAAGUUUGAACGUUGGAGACUCUGAUCUUGGUAAACCAGAUGUGCCGGGAGUAACAGAUCGUGAACCUCCUCCAAGGGCCUUCAAGGAAGCUGAAAAGAUCUACUUGGGACCUCACGGGGCUCCGCCCUCUUCAGCCAAGCAGCAAGAGCUGAACGCAGCUGGCCGUAAGCAGCGUUUCAAGCAGAAGCUCAAGGAAGCAGAUUGUAAAUUCUCCGGGACGGGGCGUGAAAACAAGGUGGAAACCCUGAGACAACGUGUGGGCAGUAAGGUAAGCAGUGCAACCACGCCAAAGAGCUCCCCACGAGAUUGGCCUGACCCACAUUGCCAUGAGUCUCAGUUUGAGAGAUACCGUCAUUAAGAGCAUAAUCAAGCAAACUCUAAGAUACGUUUGUGGAGCAUCUUCUUUAUAGUCUUAAAAGCCAUAAUAUCUACUAACAAGGGAUGCAUCCUUGUUAUGAACCGUGGAUAUUGUCUAUUAUUACUGAAUGUUCUAUUCUCCACAUUAAAUGGAUUAUGUUUCAUCAGCAUCCUCUCGUCUGGUUUUUUAGUCA